AUGCGGUGUUGUCGUUGUUCAAAAAAGGUGUUAAAGGAGCAAUUAUUGUUAAUAACAACUGUUACAUCAGUAGCACUCGGUAUUAUAAUUGGUAUCGCACUAAGAACGAUCAAAUGUAAAACUGAUCAAAGAAUAGAUGGUUGUCGUAUUAUCAAAGAAGAUAUCACCUACAUUGAAUUUCCGGGAAAAAUAUUCAUCAAUAUUCUUAAAAUGUUAAUAUUACCUUUAAUAGUAUCAAGUAUUAUAUCAUCAUUAGCCCAAUUAGAUGCACAAUCAUCGGGAAAAAUGGGUGUGCGAGCAUUGAUCUAUUAUCUUGGAACAACAUUUAUCGCUGCAAUUAUAGGUAUUAUCUUAGUGUUAACAAUAAGACCGGGAGGUCGCAGACAAAAAGUAGAAAUAAAUGCGAAAGCAAAAAGUGCUGAAGGAAGAACUAUAGACACAAUUUUAGAUCUAUUAAGAAAUCUGUUUCCAGACAAUAUAGUGGAAGCAACAUUUCGAGCAGUGAGUCAAAUUAGUGGUACUGAUUUGAAAAUAGAAAAUGUAACAGUCGGAUCUUCUCUGAGUAACGGUCUAGAUGCCAGAAUACAAUACAGAACCAAAUAUAUUGUAAACGAAGUUAAACGUGAUGGAAUCAAUGUAUUGGUGUUUGGAGUAAUUGUUAGUCGAUUAAGAGAAAAAGCUAAAAUUAUAAAAGAUUUUUUUAAUGCAAUGCUCGAAGUUGUAAUGCAACUUGUGCGCAUUGCAAUGUUAUAUAGUCCAAUUGGUGUUUUUUUUUUAAUUGUUGCAAAAAUAUUAGAAAUGGAUAAUUUAGCUGAUUUUGUGGGCUCAUUAGGUUUAUAUAUGGUGACCGUAAUGGCUGGUUUAACGAUACACGGUUUUAUUUUAUUACCGACACUGUUAUUUUUAUUUACACGAAGAAAUCCUUUUAAUUCAGCAACAUUACCAGUUACCUAUAAAUGUGUGGAAGAGAAAAAUCAUGUUGAUCCAAGAAUAUCGCGAUUUAUGCUGCCUGUGGGCGCAACUGUCAAUAUGGAUGGAACAGCUCUCUACGAAGCAGUGGCAGCCAUAUAUAUUGCACAAUUGAAUAAUAUUUCAUUGAAUGCUGUUAAAAUUAUAACAACCAGUUUUACGGCUACUCUUGCGAGUAUUGGAGCAGCGUCUAUACCUCAAGCAGGUUUAGUAACAAUGGUUAUUGUUUUAAAUGCAUUAGGUUUACCCAGCGACGAAGUAAAAGUAAUUUAUGCUGUUGAUUGGCUUUUAGAUCGUUUUCGAACAGUGAUCAAUGUUUGGGGUGACAGUAUUGGAUGUGCAAUUGUUGAAAAAUUAAGUUCAAAAGAACUGGAAGCAUUGACUAUCAAAGAUAAAGUACAUUUAGAAGAUGAUGAACAAAAAAAUAGUAGCAAACAAAAUGAUCAUAAUAGUGAUUAUGAAACAUACGAUAAUCCAACAUUUGUCGGUAUGAUUAAAACAUAUUUAUAA
Messenger RNA from Didymodactylos carnosus, 1479 nucleotides. The record is from the annotation of a GenBank genome assembly. NCBI's taxonomy places the organism in Eukaryota, Metazoa, Rotifera, Eurotatoria, Philodinida, Philodinidae.